Molecule: messenger RNA, 966 nt
Organism: Trypanosoma cruzi
Lineage: Eukaryota; Euglenozoa; Kinetoplastea; Trypanosomatida; Trypanosomatidae
Exons: 1
Coding region: 1-966 (321 amino acids)
Source: RefSeq, a predicted model, not a curated record
AUGCGUACAUCGCGGGGGUUCUGCAUGUCCAUGUGGGACAGUCCCGCUUUUGAACACAACCCUCUUUCGCGGUACUGGAAACGAAUGAUGAAGCAAAAUGGUGAGACACUCACUGCUCAGAGCAUUCCACGACACAUUCACGGCUACAUUGAGGCAUCAUGCCCCCGCACCGAAGGUUUGGUGAGAUGGUUUCCAUACAAGAAGGAAAUAACGGUUGACGGACGCUAUGUUCCGACAAUUAGUGAUGUCAUUUAUAGUUAUUACUUUCCUCGUGAACUUAACGACGAUGAGCGUGUUAAGUAUGUUGCAAUCAAGACGGGUCGCUCCGAGUUGGAGGUGGCAGAGGAAGUGUUUCUUAUGCGCAAAAUGAAGUUGUUUGUCGCUCAAUUACUGCGUAACAAGCUGCGCAGUAGGCCAAUGCGUAUGCCUGAGGGGGUUGACUACUCGGGUAUUGAGCGACGUUACACGCUCGGUAUUUCAAGAGUUGCCCAAGCGAUGGGGAUGAGCAUGUACGGCACGCACUCGUACGAUCCUGUUAUUGUAUAUUCUCCGUAUUGUGACAUCGGCGACUGUAUUGACUGCAUUUGUACUAAACAGCUGCGGACGGCUACACAGUACUUGCUAUGUGAGGUGGCCGUACACCGUGGUAUCGCACGUAGUCGAAUGACGGACGUCACGAGUGAGCCGAAAGAGCCCUUGUCACACAUUGAACCCUGUCUGUUUGAGUUUAUCAAAUUGCGUUUGGCCAUCUUGGCAUUGGUAGCAAAGCAAGAGCAUUAUGUUGUGGACCACCUGUUUGAUGGGGGCCACAGGUACGGCGGCUGCUUAAUUCACCUGUUUCCCUCACCCCUCGAUCCUGAAAUUAUUGACCACGAGGUGAACCACAUCGAACUGGACCUUGACCUGGCGCAGAAAUGGAUGAAGCACUACUACGACCACUACGUGGCGCCUAGACGAUCAGGUUAA